CAAGUUGUGGCGUAUAUCUCAUCUUUUCCACAUUCAGUUUCCAGAUUUUCACGGUAAACAAACAGCCAAUAAGCCCCACACCAACUUAUUAAAUUUAUCGACUUCCUUUUUCUCUCCAUCUCCGUUCAUCAGCUAACCGGAAAGGUUCUUUUUUUUUAAAAAAAUCCCAUUUCUAUUAACACUUUGAUUGACUUAGCCACAAAGUCUACACCAGUUUUCAUGCAAUAAUAUAUAUAUUCUGGGUUGAUAUUUUCUAUCAUUUGCAGUUUUUUGUUCAGUCUUUUGAGCGGGAAGCGAAAAGAUAGAAUUAAUGCUGGCUGUGUCGCCUUUGAGGAACACAAGCAAAGAUGAAAGCAAAGGAGAGACGGAGAGUUUUACUUUCAGUUCCGAAGAGUUCCCGAAUUUCGCUGGAGGGAACUUACACGAGAGUAUCGAUUUUGAAGAUCUUUUGCUAGGCAUCGACGUCGAAGGCGACGUGUUGCCGGAUUUGGAGAUGGAUCCCGAAUUGCUUGCCGAAUUCCCUGCCACUAGCAGUGGCGAGGAAUUGGAGAUGAACAUGAUGAGAAAAACUGAUGAAGACGAUAAUCGAAAGAAAGAAGAAGAAAAUAAAGUUUCGAGUUCGAAGAACGAGAAUCUUAACAAAAGGGAGAACCCUAAAGUAGUUAAAGCACCUUCCAAAGAUGGUUAUAAGGGAAGAAAAUCAUCAUCAAAAGCAAAGAAUAACAACAACAAUCAAGGCACUCGAAAAGUGAAGGUGGAUUGGACGCCGGAGCUUCACCGGAGAUUCGUGCAAGCGGUGGAGCAGCUCGGGGUCAAUAAGGCGGUGCCGUCGAGAAUUUUAGAGAUUAUGGGGAUCGACUGUCUCACUCGCCAUAACAUCGCCAGCCAUCUCCAAAAAUAUAGAUCUCAUCGGAAACAUUUACUAGCUCGUGAGGCGGAGGCCGCAAUUUGGAUCCACAGGAGGCAAGUCUACGGCGAAGCUACGCCGGCAAGUGGAGGAGCCAAGCAAGAUAUGAACCUUUGCCUUCCACCUACGAUGGGAUUUCCGCCCGUGCACCACCAAAACCACCAUUUUAGGCCUUUGCAUGUAUGGGGUCAUCCAACCAUGGAUCGAUCAUUAAUCCACUUAUGGCCAAAACAUCUAGCGCCACACGUAACGUCCCCUCCACCGCCGCCACAGCCUACUUGGGGCCCUCCGCCUCCGGCAGAGCCCGGAUUUUGGCAGCACGGCCGUGUUCCAAAUGGACAAGCCCUGGGAACACCUUGCUAUGCACCGCCACUGACGGCGGCGCCAACGAGAUAUGGUGCAGUACCAGUUCCGGGCAUUCCUCCCCACCAUGCAAUAUACAAAGCAGACACCGGCAUCGGCGCCCCCGACGUACAAUUAGGUCGCCACCCUCGCCUCGACUUUCAUCCGACGAAAGAGAGCAUCGAUGCAGCCAUCGGAGACGUUUUAUCGAAACCGUCACUGCCGCUUCCGAUCGGGUUAAAACCGCCCUCGACCGACGGUGUUUUGGCUGAGCUACAGCGUCAAGGAGUCCACAAGAUACCGCCCUCUUGUGCUUGACCAGCUUACUACUCCGCCGAUGACUAAAACCCUAAAAUCCGACGACAUCACACGUUAAAUUAAUGUAAAAAAUCUAAUCCUUCGUUUCUUUUUCCGGCUGAAGUUGCGGUGCAACUUGGUUGUUGUUUUGUUCCCUUGCGAGGACAUCUCUAUUAAUUAAGGUU
Hibiscus syriacus is the source of this 1731-nucleotide messenger RNA. RefSeq names its product transcription activator GLK1-like. The transcript is spliced from 6 exons. The record is from RefSeq and is a predicted model, not a curated record. NCBI's taxonomy places the organism in Eukaryota, Viridiplantae, Streptophyta, Magnoliopsida, Malvales, Malvaceae. The coding region runs from base 311 to 1567 and encodes 418 amino acids. Gene Ontology annotation, molecular function: DNA-binding transcription factor activity; transcription cis-regulatory region binding. Gene Ontology annotation, biological process: positive regulation of DNA-templated transcription. Gene Ontology annotation, cellular component: nucleus.